Vigna radiata var. radiata (mung bean) is the source of this 2172-nucleotide messenger RNA. Its product is annotated as protein IQ-DOMAIN 1. The coding region runs from base 372 to 1787 and encodes 471 amino acids. The transcript has 7 exons. NCBI's taxonomy places the organism in Eukaryota, Viridiplantae, Streptophyta, Magnoliopsida, Fabales, Fabaceae. The record is from RefSeq and is a predicted model, not a curated record. Gene Ontology annotation, molecular function: protein binding.
CAAGUGGCAAGGUCUCAAUAUUAGCAGAAACAGCUGCUCCUGUAAUUCAAACUAUCCUGUAAUAGCAUUUGGCAAGAUCUGAUUUCCCUCUUCACAAGAAGAGAAAGAGAAAGAGGGUUUGCUGCUGCAAGCAACUGUGAACUUAAAGUUCUAAUCUUUUUUUUUUUUUUUCUGAGAAAGACAGAGUCAGAAGAAACAACAUAUUUGAGAUCUGUCACUUUGUUUCACUUCAGGUAUGUUCCUGCUCAUUAAACCGCUUGAAUCUGAAUUCACCCGUCAUUUUUGUGGGAAAUGCAAAAGGGGGAAUUGAUUCAGUUGCUCUCUUUUCUGGUGAACGAGUGUGAAGGAUCAAAUUGAGGAAUGCCAAGAAAAUGGGGAGGAAGGGAAAUUGGUUUUCAAGCGUGAAGAAAGCUCUCAGCCCCGACUCAAAGGAGAAGAAAGAUCAGAAAUCAAGUACAUCUAAGAAGAAAUGGUUUGGGAAGCAAAAAUUACAGACUUCUGUCUCAUACUCAGAAGCUGAUAAGCUGCCACCGCCACCAUCUGUUCCUCUGCCAGAAGAGAUUAAAUUAACUGAUAUUGAAAAUGAAAUCAGUCAUGAUCAUGUUGUUGAAGUUGUAACUGCCGUUGAAGCCGAGGUUCCUGUUCCUCCUGUUCAGAUAGAAACUGUUAGGGUUGAAGCUGCUCGAAUUCCUCGUUUUGCUGGUAAACCAAAAGAUGAAGUGGCAGCAAUCAAAAUUCAAACAGCUUUUCGGGGAUACUUGGCAAGAAGAGCAUUGCGGGCUUUAAGGGGACUGGUUAGGCUGAAAUUAUUGAUGGAAGGGUCGGUUGUAAAACGCCAAGCCACGAGUACCCUGCGAUCUAUGCAGACACUGUCUCGCUUGCAGUCUCAGAUUCGUUCCAGGAGGAUCAGAAUGUUGGAGGAGAAUCAGGCCCUGCAAAGACAACUCUUACAGAAGCAUGCGAGAGAGCUUGAGAGUUUGCGGAUGGGAGAGGAAUGGGAUGACAGCCUACAAUCAAAAGAACAAAUCGAAGCCAAGUUACUAAGCAAGUAUGAGGCUGCUAUGAGGAGAGAAAGAGCAUUAGCUUAUGCAUUCACUCAUCAGCAAAACUGGAAGAACUCAUCUAGAUCUUUAAAUCCUAUGUUCAUGGAUCCAACAAAUCCUGCCUGGGGAUGGAGCUGGUUGGAACGAUGGAUGGCAGCCCGGCCAUUAGAGAACCGUAGCCAGGUGGAUAAAGAGUUAAAUGAUCAUGGAUCCGUGAAAAGCUCAAGCCGCAGCAUUACAGGUGGAGAAAUCAGCAAGUCAUUUGCUCGUUUCCAGCUCAAUUCUGAAAAGCACUCUCCAACAGCCAGCCAAAAUCCUGGCUCACCAAGCUUUCAGUCCACCCCUUCCAAGCGAGUUUCGGCAUCUGCUAAGAAAUCACAGAAGGCAAGUCCAAGGGGUAGCUGGAUUACAGACGAGGACUCUAAAAGCUUGGUGAGUGUCCAGUCAGAUCGGUUCCGGAGACACUCAAUCGCAGGUUCAUCGGUGAGAGAUGACGAGAGCCUUGCCAGCUCUCCAGCAAUUCCAAGCUACAUGGUGCCAACUCAAUCAGCAAAAGCCAAAUCCAGGACACAAAGUCCAUUAGCCCCAGAAAAUGGAAAAACUGAGAAAGGAUCCUUUGGAACUGCAAAGAAGCGGCUAUCUUUCCCAGCUUCACCUUCCAGGCCAAGGCGCCAUUCAGGUCCACCGAAGGUAGAAAUCAGCUUAAAUGCGGAGUUAUCUGUGGACAAGGCUGUGGACAGUUGACCUUACAAGAAAAAGGAUGGAAACUGUUGAAUUGGAAUUGAAAUAUAUCAUUGAAGGAAUAGCACAAAAGGUGUUCAUUUAAAUUGAGUGUUCCAUUUAUUUAUUUUCCCUAUUUUUACGUGUAUCCUAAAGUUUCUUGGAGGAUUUUGAUUUGGGGUGAUAAUUGUUUUACUUGCUAUAUUUAUCAAUUUGUAUCUUCAUUGACUUUGCUCUAUCUGCCCUGAGGGGAAGAUAUGCGAUUCAUGGCCAAAUGACAGAAAGGACAAAUGAACUGUCCGAAUCCUUUCUGUGGUUCCCCAUCCAAGGACAAGUAUCAUGCUGGUCAAAGUUCCUCAUUCUUGAUUCUUAGUUGUGAUAUAAAUGUAAAUUCAAUUUCAUUGCCUAA